This is a messenger RNA of Xyrichtys novacula (pearly razorfish), 8168 nucleotides long. NCBI's taxonomy places the organism in Eukaryota, Metazoa, Chordata, Actinopteri, Labriformes, Labridae. The record is from the annotation of a GenBank genome assembly.
AUGGAUUGCCUUGAUGGAUCCCCUGGGGAGUUCAGGAACUUUGAGAAGGGCGACUUUGAAGCAGACUGGAUUAAGGUGGCAGAAAGCAGAUUUGGUCAGGUGUACCAGGUCAAGCUGAAGCUUUCGCAGCUACAAUGUGCCGUAAAGAGCUUUGACACAACACAGUGUGCGAAGAAUGUUUACAGGUGGGAUAUAUUGAUGAAACUCUGCGUACAUUUUACAUAAUCUUGCUGUAUGAGUACCUAUAAGUUUUAGUUUCAGGAGCAUUUCAACCAUUUAAUAUCAGAAAGUUGCUUUCUGUGGUCAAAUAAAUACUCAUUUCUGCUCAAAACAUUCAUUUUUCAUCACAGGAGAUUGAUAGAAGAGGCGUCCAGCAUUGCCAAAGUGAAAUCCAAGUACAUUGUGACCAUCCACGGACUGUGCAGAGAAGCUACAGCUAUGGUGAUGGAGUACAUGAGUAAUGGAUCCUUGAACAAUCUCCUGGCCAGUCACACCUUGAUGUGGCCGAAGAAGUUCCAGAUGAUUCAUGAGGCCUCAAUGGGCAUGAAUUUUCUCCACAGCAUGAAACCUCCACUGCUCCACCUCAACCUCAAGACAUCCAACAUCCUUGUAGAUGAUUACCUGCAUGUCAAGGUCAGUGAAACUCAAUGAAAUAUCAUUUGUGUGUACAGGGAUAUUUCUGUGCCCUAAGUAAUAAAUACAAAGCUUGUCUUACUAUGAAAUUCUUGUCCUUUUAUUUUGUUAAGAUUGCAGAUUUUGGUUUAAUCCACUGGGAAGAGGGCAUGAACAAGAAGUUGUUCACAGAGAGUCUGGCAGCGAGAGGGAACAUAAGUUAUAUUCCUCCGGAGAGCUUCACCCAGGGCUCUGAUCCUCCAGGAACUGCGUUUGAUGUUUACAGGUGACUUGCCAAGGGCAUUUCUGAAAUUGCACCAUUACAGUCACUGCUUUUUUUCCCUGCUUCAGUUCAAAACCCACAGUUCACACAACGUAACCUCGAUCUCGACUGUAUUAAAGUUACCAUGACAGGUCACUGUGGACAUACGCUAUUUCACUCAUGGCUGGCACACACGCUCUUACUUUUUAAACUCACCGCUUUUAUAAAUUGCAAUUUCUUUUUAAUCAAAGUGGAGUGAAACAUCUUUUUUACUACUGCUAUUUGAACAAAAUUGAGACUGCUACUAAUUUCCCUAACUGCAGGAUAUGCAGCAGUAAGAGUUUCGGAUUGAAGUGCCUCUUUUUGCUUUAUUUCGCAGCUUUGGAAUUGUUAUUUGGGAGAUUCUGACACAGCAGAAACCACACACAGGUAGGAAUUUAUGUGUGUAUAUAAUCUUUAUUUCACACAGAUUACUUGGUGCAAAAUGAGCAAAAAUUCGCAAAACACUCAAAAUAUCCAGCUAAACAGGACUGAGGGCAUUGCUAUCUCAGUCAGACAAUGAAAGACCCACUCAGUCCCCACAGUCAAACAAGACUACUUCACCCUAGGUUUGCUCCCCCUGUUCAAUUAUAAUUUGCAUAACCACUUAUUAACAAUUAAUCCCUUACUUAGUACCUCUAUCUUUCUUAAUGAGCUCUAAAAUACCAUAACACCAUCGGCUUAUCAGUUCCUUCAACGUAACUCCCAGGUGAGCAGGUGUGCUGCAGAAUUUGAGUUCUCAGCAUAUUUUAGUCAAGUUUCACUCAGACAAAGUAUUCAGAAAAUUUGUCAACACAUCCGAACCUGCUUUGCUGCUCUGGAGUAAGUCUGCAUGAGUGAAACCACAGUGAACCACAUGUCUUAAAUCUGCUUUUGUGGUCCCAGGGUGCAGCGUGACCACGGUGCUCUUACAGGUGUCACAAGGUAAAAGACCCUCUGUGGAGCUGAUUUCUGAACAAAGGCCUCCUGAAUGUGAUCAGAUGAUCCACAUCAUGAAGCAGUGCUGGGAGCAGGACCACAGGAAGAGGCCGCAGUUCUCAGGUGUGCCAAGUGGAUUUAAAGCUCUGAAUGGAAAUGCAGCCAUUACUAAAGCUCCCACACCCACAACAGACACACUAAGUCUUGUACAAAUAAUAUAAUAGAUAAAAAGGAUAUAAUUUUAACUGAAUAAGCAGAAAAAAAAAUAUAUUUGUGAAAAGAAAAGUAAUGUUUGGGAUGCUUCAUUUUUCCUGAGUUGUGCUCAUAUCCUUUCAUGUAAUCCCAUUGUAAAACAGUUUUUCAGUGCACACAAAGCUAUGCCGUCUAUUAAAACUUUGUUUUUUACGUAAAUCAAUCAAGUUGAAGUAUAUAUUCAAAAUUGUAAGUACUAUUCAUGCUUAGCAUUUAGAAUCUCACAGGGUAAGAGAUGAACAGUGCCACAUGCUGAAAACUUAAAGGGAUAUUCCAGCGUAAAAUUAAUUCAGGGUCAAACACACAGUAACACCAAGUUAGACACCCCCUCGAGAGAUGAAUGUUGCUGACCGCUUGCUUCUCUAGUUAUACCAACUUUAGUAACGACUACAGAUAGCAAUACACAGCAGUCUGAGGAGCCACACACAAACCUCAACCAAAAAUCCACUCUAUAGCCACAAAUAAUGCUCAGAACGGCACCUAACUUCAUCAACAGUACAUAUAGGGUCCUAGCCACUAAACAUCUUUUUAGCUUUGACUAAUUUCUUUAGCAAAGAGACUAAAUACAACUUACCUACUCUCUUCCAGCAGCUGCUUGUUUGUAGCAAGACCUCAGGCCAGUCCAGUAUGGACUACAGCGGGGUGACACAGCUCAAGGAAGAACAUUUAUGAUAAUUUCUUCAUGGAAAUACAAUCAGACCAAGACGCUAAGGCAGAAAAACUACCACGUCUGCAGUGCAAAAUGAUUAAUAUGAUGAUUAUUACUUCAAGGAAAUAAUAAAGAAAUGACCAUAAAUGUUCUUCCUUGAGCUGCGUCACCCCGCUGCAGCCCAUAAUGGACUGGCCAAGUCCAUUAAAGUUAUGUUAUGUUGAGAAAUUAGUUUGAGAUUUUUUUUUAUGUUUGAGGGUAAAAGGGUAAAUAGAGCACAUUUGUUUAGAAAGACACCCACAGCUCCAAAAGUCAUGCUGAUGAAUGCAAAUCAGCGUUGUGUUUAUUCCUAAACAGCAGCUAUUAUAGUCUCUGAUAAUAACAGACACCCGUCGUACAUAACAAUUUGCUCCAUGUUGAGCGAUUAUGAAAGGUUUUGCAGUUGGGAGUAUGGGCAAACAUUUGUCUGAUUAGGUACAUUCAGAACAGCCUUCUCCCUCUAAAUUCUGCCCGAUAUUUUAUUUGCAGACAUGGUGAAGGAAACAGAAGCACUGAGUGAAGUCCUGAAGAUCCCAGAACCAAUCAGAAUGUCAAACAGUGACAGUAGUCAGAAAUCAGGUUAUCCACGGCAGCUUUCACUGAUACACAAGGUAAGCUCAAAGUCAUAAAUGUUUGUAUUCUCCUUUUUCAUUCUUAGUGUAAAAUAGCAAUCAGGGAGAUGCUUUGUUUGAUUGUUAUGACUGCUGGUAUGGAUUUUUUUCAUUAAAGCUCUUUCUUGUUUAUUGUCACACUGCUAUAACUGCACCAUAUAUAUUUUUUAAUCUCAUGCCAGGAGCUGCUUGUAAAAUGUAUGCAUGAUAUUUCUUAAUGUUUGCACAAUCCACUUCAAGUCCCUCUGAUUUAUUUUGUUUUCAUUUUUAUUGCACCAUAUGCUUUGCUUUUAAGAUAGGUUUCCCCCUGAGUGUGGAAUAAUGAGAAAUAAGACUGAAGGACGAGGUGCUGUAGUUUACACAGCAAAAACAUUCCUCGGUCACGCUCGCAACUCUGUGAAAUGUGAUAAAGCACUGCUUUGAAUGUGCAAUAAGUACUUGGGGGAGCAGAAAAACACAUACUUGCAUCAUAACCAUCCUUUUUAUUUUUAUUGAAGAAACUUGAAAGAGUUGGCUGUUGACAUAUUCAGACAUUAAAACAACAUACUGUAAGCAUUUAUUUUUAGUGGUGUUUUCAGUGAAUAAAAGUACAGAAGAUGCUAAUCAUGGCACAACCAGUUAGAAAACUGACUCUUACAGUCUUUUCACAGGAAACAAUAGGGCUGUGAAGGUUGCACUCUCAUCUUAUGAAUAGUCAUUCAAAAAAAGCUACAAUUAGUGCUUAUAUGCUCAUUUCACAAUGCUAACAAGCUGCAGCAGGUUUAGUUUUGAUCAUGUUAACAUCUCAAAACAAUGUAGAAGUACAUGUAAUGGUAAUAUGUUGUGUAGUGCAUUGUACACACUAAUAUUUCCAAGCUUGCUAUAGUGUUUGCUUAUUUGCACUUGUAUAAAGUAGGCUAGUACAGCUCGAGCUGAAGGGAAUGCCACACUGCAGUACCCAAAGCUAAGUGUUUUCAUCUCAUAUCUGAAAAAGUUUCACACACAGACUGUAUAUAGAAUCGACAGCGUCUUUCUCCUUGCUGGGUGAAGCAGCCCCAAGAACAGCACCCUCAGGCUGCAGUAUAGGUCAUAAAUUUAAAUAGGUAUAAAAGUGUCUACUGGUAGAAAUGAUGCUAUAUCGUUUAUACCGGAGAGAGAGCAGAUGUCUGCUGCAUCUCUCUAAGUCAGUCUGUAAUUGCGCUCGCUAACAGGAGAGCCGGGGUCAUCCAUUUGGGCGCCUUUCCGUAUAUUCACCAUUGUGUCGUACAGAGUUUGUUCGCUCCGUUUGAUUGGUCAGGUUUGGGUGCGCUCCCUAUAAUCAUCAGCAGACUGCUUGGCAUAGUUUCGACAAAGGAGAAACAGAUUCACUGGUAUUGGCCAUGGCAGACGCUGUGAUUUGUAGCAGUACCAGGCAAAAGGAGGCAGCCCAGCCCACCCAACAUGAGGAUGAACUUGUUCUGAAAAAGGGUGCGAGUCGCGACAUCGGUUGUCUGGAGAUUCUUUGGAUUUAGAAAAUCUGACAAUGAUCAAAAACAAUACUAUGCAAAUAGUGUCAUGUGGCUGUCGUUGCUUGAGGUGGACACACCAGCAACCUCUUCCACCACCUAAAGAUGAAACGCGCCAUGCUCUAUUAUGUGAGCCAGAAGAUGCGUGGCGCACCUGCACCAAAAACUAAAGUUGCAGCAGCUCUACUCAUACAGAGAGCUUGACAGAGUCUUUCGCCAAAAGUACACCAUAUGAAAAAAAAAAUAGCCAGACUAGUCUGGCAUUUUUUUGCAUUUGUAUACAAAUCUGAGUUUAAAAAAAGAAAAUGAACAAAUGUGACAGUAUGGUUAUUUUUAAGCCAUAAAUUGAUUUUACAGGGGGGGGGGACAUACCGGGAUAUAUACUGCUACCAUGAUAUAAAAUUACUCAUACUGUGAUGUAAGAUUUUGUGAAUACCGCCCAACAUUACUUGACACUUGAUACAGCCCAUGGACGUACGAAGAUUGCGUAGCUGUUUGAGCCAAGCGUCAUCACAGCUGCACCGAAUGCGUACAUCACUACUGCAAGUGGUGGAGUGCGUACAACGCUACUGCACAAUGUUGGUUUCAGGAAGUGGAGAAAAAAUGUGGAAUUACAGAGAGCUUUUUGCUUCAAAUCCGUAUACUGGCUGAAGGCGUAACCAAGUUGUCCAUAGUGUAUACAGUCUUUGGUUGUACAAGACAAAGUGUUAACCACACUUACAAACAAAACAAAUUGCAAAUAACAAAUGAUUUUUUCAAACCUCAAGUGUUUUGAUGUAAGAAUAAUGUCACAUACAUGCUUGUUAACCUCCUGUGAUGAUUGAUGUCACAGUUUAUAAUGUUUUCUCUCCUACUUUCCUCUUUUAGAUUGCGUUGCCUGAGCUGCCUGACCUUCCCUCAGCAGGUAAACACAUGGCAACAAUAGGACUGAAAACCAUGUUCAAAUGCAGUAUACCAAGCCUGGAGGGCUGACAUUUAAAAAGUGCCAUUUACAGAUCCAUCACAUUUUAAUUUUACCUUCAGUGCUGAGAAGCAGAGUCAACUAUCAGUGGAAGAGAGAAUAAAGAAACAUUCGUGCAGUUAUGUAUGCUUUUUCUCUUGAGUAUCCACUCAAUUUUUAUAGAGAGUUUGCAAAAUUUCACGUGAUCCCCACCUGAAAUGCAAUCGUGCAAUCGUGGGAACAUUGACUCCACACAGUUUAGACAAAUAGGUAAUACUGACUGAGCUUCCCAGGCCUGAAAAACUUACCACCCUCUGCACAGCAAAGCACAGUACAUGUUAAAAUGUAGAGACUCAAUUUGAUAUUUUCUGGGACAUAAAGGUAUGAUCUAAACUACUGCAGCUCUUUUUCUCAUUCAACGCCCUUUGCUUUCAUUUCACAGAUGACCAACAUGCAGAGGAUGAAAUUCUCUCCCUGCUCUCCAAAAAGGAGUUUGGUAGUUUCAGACAAUCUGUGAGAACCGAGCAUGUGCACACACAGUUUUCAGGAGAAAAAAGUCUCCUCCACUACACAGUGGCCAGCGGGAAUGCAGAGAGCGUUAAACAUGUGCUGAGUCUUGGGGCUGAAGUCAACUGCACUACCGCCAGAGGUUACACGCCACUUAUUGUCGCUGUUUUGCAAAGGUUCGUAUGAAAAAGCUGUUAAAGGGAUAUUCUGGCGUAAAAUUAAUUCAGGGUCAAACACAACGUAACACUGAGUUAGACACCCCGUCGAGAGAUAAAUGUUGCCGACUGCUUGCUUCUCUAGCUACAUCAACUUUAGUAACGACCACACAAUAGCAAUAUACAGCGGGGUGACGCAGCUCAAGGAAGAACAUUUAUGACCAUUUUUUCAUGGAAAUUCAAUCAGACCGAGACGCUAAGGCAGAAGAACUACCGCGUCUGCAGUGCAAAAUGAUUAAUAUGAUGAUUAUUACUUCAAGGAAAUGAUAAAGUAAUGAUCAUAAAUGUAUUGCUAUUGUGGGGUCAUUAGAGAAGCAAGCGGUCGGGAACAUUCAUCUCUCUACGGGUUGUCUAACUCGGUGUUACGGUGUGUUUGGAAAGAAGCUUGUGUUUGCAAGCAGCUAUUUUUACGAUGUUAACCUUAAUAAGGUCACAGAGAUCUCCUAAAUUCAUUAUUUUGCUGAUGCUUAAAUGAGAAGUUUGAUUCGUCUCUUUGGUUUAUCUUUCUAACUGGGUUGAGAGCGCAGGAAAUUUAUCUGAGAAUCACAACAAAAAUUCAGUCUGCAGGCCAAUGUCAUAACGAUUCGAUGAAAUCACUUUCCUUCAGGUUUCAUGAGCUCAUCUAUUUGUUGCUGGAACAUGGAGCAGCUCCAGACCUUGGAGAUGAAGAUCAAUGGACGGCGCUCCAUUUCGCUGCUCAAAGCGGUGACGACAGGAUAGUUCGCCUCCUCUUGGACAAAGGAGCAGCAGCAGAUGCACGGGAAAAAGCUGGUUGGAUGCCACUCCACCUGGCCUGCCAGAACGGCCACGAAACAGUGGUGCGCCUGCUGCUUUCACGGCUGUCGGAGGAAGCCGUUGGAGAACGGGAAGCACAGGGGAGGACGCCGCUUCACCUCUCCUCAACUUACGGUCAUCAUGGUAUUGUCAAGCUCCUCCUUUCCCAGGGAGCAGAUCCCAACGCCAUAGACUGCUCCAUGUCCACAGCCCUUCACUUAGCAGCUGAUGAAGGCCAGAACCGAAUAGUCAGACAGUUACUGAAGAGUGGCGUAAAUCCCAACUGUGCCGACAGCAGAGGCUUCACCCCGCUGCACCUGGCUGCUCUGAAGGGCCACACGGGCAUAUGCAGGCAGCUGUUGUCAAAUGGGGUCAGCCCAGACAUAAGGACCUUGCAAUGCUGGACACCCAUGCACCUGGCGGCCCUUAGAGGACACGAAGCCACGGUGGUACAGCUGGAGAGUCAGGGCGCUUGUGUAAACGCUAGAGGUGAGAAUGGAUGGACCCCGCUACACCUGGCCUGCCACCAGAACGAGGCGGAGGUGGUGGCAAACCUCCUGUCCGCCAAAGCCGACCCAAACGUGUGGGAGGACAGUGAAAGAUGGACACCAUUACAUGCAGCAUGCAUCAGCGUCAGCCUCCCCAGUGUCCUCCACUUAUUAGCACAUCACGCAGAUGUGAAUGCAGUAAACUCUAGAAAGGCUUCAGCUUUACACCUGGCUGCCCAGCAUGGCUCCACACCCAUGGUAAAGGCUCUCCUACUGAAUGGAGCAGACCGGACUCUGCGAGAUUCUUCUGGAUCUACAGCUCUGGAUGUCGCCCAACGGUGUGAGAAAUGGGAGAUAGUAAAGCUACUGCAAACGUAG